Molecule: messenger RNA, 2478 nt
Organism: Populus nigra (black poplar)
Lineage: Eukaryota; Viridiplantae; Streptophyta; Magnoliopsida; Malpighiales; Salicaceae
Product: ABC transporter E family member 2
Exons: 12
Coding region: 176-1993 (605 amino acids)
Biological process (GO): translational initiation; ribosomal subunit export from nucleus; translational termination
Molecular function (GO): ATP hydrolysis activity; ATP binding; ribosomal small subunit binding
Source: RefSeq, a predicted model, not a curated record
UCAUAUUUAUUUUUUUCGUAGGGGUUUGUCACCGGAAUACAACUCCACAGAGAGGGAAGCGUUACCAGCACGCGUAUCUCUCCCCUUGUCUCUUUCGAACCCCCCUCUCUCUCCUGUCUUCUUCUUGAUAUCUCUUUAGAAUCAAAAUCAAAUAAAGAAAAAAACAGAGAGAGAGAUGUCAGAUCGAUUGACGCGUAUAGCUAUAGUAACCUCCGACAGAUGCAAACCUAAGAAGUGCCGUCAAGAAUGCAAGAAAAGUUGCCCUGUCGUCAAAACUGGGAAGCUGUGUAUCGAGGUAACUCCAGCUUCGAAGAUAGCUUUUAUCUCGGAGGAGCUGUGCAUUGGAUGUGGUAUCUGUGUUAAGAAAUGCCCGUUUGAAGCAAUUCAGAUCAUUAACUUGCCCAAGGAUUUGGAUAAAGACACGACCCAUCGUUAUGGUCCCAAUACCUUUAAAUUGCACAGGUUACCAGUCCCGAGGCCUGGGCAAGUUCUUGGCUUGGUUGGAACAAAUGGUAUUGGCAAGUCCACUGCUCUCAAAGUUCUGGCUGGAAAACUCAAACCUAAUCUGGGUCGAUUCAAUAACCCUCCUGAUUGGCAGGAAAUCUUGACUUACUUUCGAGGAUCUGAGCUUCAGAAUUACUUUACCCGUAUCCUAGAGGAUAAUUUGAAGGCCAUCAUAAAGCCUCAGUAUGUUGACCAUAUUCCAAGAGCAGUUCAAGGCAAUGUUGGACAAGUGCUUGACCAAAAAGAUGAGAGGGACAAGAAGGCGGAACUUUGUCGUGAUCUUGAACUGAACCAGGUUAUAGAUCGUAAUGUUGGGGAUUUAUCUGGUGGAGAGCUCCAAAGAUUUGCCAUUGCUGUUGUUGCAAUACAGAAUGCAGAGAUAUAUAUGUUUGAUGAACCUUCAAGUUAUCUUGAUGUCAAACAGAGGCUCAAAGCUGCCCAAGUUAUCAGAUCUUUGCUCAGGCCCAACAGCUAUGUAAUUGUGGUGGAGCAUGAUCUCAGUGUCCUGGAUUAUUUAUCUGACUUCAUUUGCUGCUUGUACGGGAAACCGGGUGCAUAUGGAGUGGUAACUCUUCCCUUCUCUGUGAGAGAAGGUAUCAAUAUAUUCUUGUCUGGGUUUGUUCCUACAGAAAAUCUACGAUUCCGGGAUGAAUCUUUAACCUUCAAGGUUGCUGAGACUCCACAGGAGAAUGCUGAGGAGAUUCAAACAUAUGCACGAUACAAAUACCCAACCAUGAGUAAAACUCAGGGAAAUUUUAAACUUCGUGUCGUUGAGGGUGAAUUUACUGACUCUCAGAUUGUUGUGAUGCUAGGUGAGAAUGGGACAGGGAAGACAACAUUUAUCCGUAUGCUGGCUGGUUUAUUGAAACCUGAUACUGUAGAGGGUUCCGAAGCCGAGAUACCUGAGUUCAAUGUUUCUUACAAGCCUCAGAAGAUCAGUCCCAAAUUUCAAUUCAGUGUCAGGCAGUUACUGCAUUCUAAAAUACGUGAUUCGUAUAUGCAUCCUCAGUUUGUUUCAGAUGUCAUGAAACCACUUCUUAUUGAGCAACUGAUGGAUCAAGAAGUAGUAAAUCUGUCUGGUGGAGAGUUGCAAAGAGUUGCUUUAUGUCUAUGCCUCGGAAAGCCAGCUGACAUUUAUCUGAUAGAUGAACCGAGUGCAUAUCUUGAUUCUGAGCAGCGUAUCGUUGCUUCAAAAGUCAUCAAGAGGUUUAUCCUACAUGCAAAGAAGACUGCAUUUGUGGUCGAGCAUGAUUUUAUAAUGGCAUCAUACCUGGCUGAUAGAGUUAUUGUGUAUGAGGGACAGCCUUCUGUGGAUUGCACGGCAAAUUCUCCCCAGUCAUUGUUGACUGGGAUGAAUCUCUUCUUAUCUCACCUGGAUAUCACAUUUAGGCGAGACCCCAGUAAUUACCGGCCAAGAAUCAACAAAUUGGAGUCCACCAAGGAUAGGGAGCAGAAGGCUGCUGGGUCAUAUUAUUACCUGGACGAUUGAUGUAACUGUUGACACAGAGUUUAACGGCAUCAAUCUGAAAAAUCAUGUAACCUGGUCAAGUCAGCAUGGAUAUGGUUAAUUUUUCCAUCGCAGUCAAGUGAAUUCAGUAUGCUGACAAAUGACUGGAUUACCUCUGCCUGCGAAGAAGCCAUGGCAUAUCUUUCUGCCUAAAUGAGUUUGGUGGUGCUUUAUGAUAUUUCUCCUGUAGCGAGUUUUGUGUUCGCCAUUUUUGCUCAGGACAUUAGGUGAGUGAAUCAUAGUGCUACCCGUUUUGGGCAUUUGUUGCUUCAAGUUGCUGUACUUUGACUAGGGUUGCUAUUUAACUAGAGCAAAGAACAAAAAAUGGCAAAGUGAGCUACUGGGGUCCUUGCCUGUGUUUUUGUAUCUGUUUUGUUCAUUUUAACUAUUCUAGCAGCAGGGCAAGUAAACUGAACUGGUCUAGGCUCCCUUUUUAUUUUGCUUAAGAUAUGGUUGAUUUUUUUCAA